CGUAUCAGCUGAGAAAAGGAACCGAAUAGAAAAAGAAAUUGGAGAAAAGAGGCACACAAAAAGAAGAGAUUACAGAAGACCAAAGCAAAACACCAUUUCAUACGAAACACACAAACAUCUCUCGACAGAUUCUUCUUCUUCUUCUUCAUCAAAGUUUGAAUCUUUCUGUGUCUGUUCAAGUGGGUAUUGUAUACAAUCUUCUCCGGCGGUGAGAUUGAGAAAUUUCAAUCGGUGAAAAUGGUGAUGCGGACGGAAGCUAGGGUCAGUGUAAGCUCAGGUCAAAGCGUAGUCGGCAACAAAGCCUCCUCUCAUCGUCUAACGCAGGAUCAGAGAUCUCACAUCGAAUCGGCUUCACAGCUCUUAGCCGGAGGAAUCGCCGGAGCUUUUAGCAAAACCUGCACCGCCCCUCUCUCUCGCCUUACCAUCCUCUUCCAGGUACAAGGAAUGCACACAAAUGCAGCAGCUUUAAAAAAGCCGAGCAUAUUACACGAGGCUUCACGGAUAUUGAAUGAAGAAGGGCUCAAGGCUUUCUGGAAAGGGAACCUUGUCACAAUUGCUCACCGCCUUCCUUAUUCUUCCGUCAAUUUCUACACUUAUGAACACUACAAGAAGUUCUUGUAUAUGGUAACUGGGAUGGAAAACCACAGGGAGAGUAUAAGCUCAAACGUUUUUGUGCAUUUUGUAGCCGGUGGUUUGGCUGGUAUCACUGCUGCUUCUGCUACUUAUCCUCUUGAUCUCGUUAGAACUCGUCUCGCUGCUCAGACAAAAGUAAUAUACUACACGGGUAUCUGGAAUACUCUGCGCACUAUCAGUACCGAUGAAGGUAUCUUGGGACUCUACAAGGGACUUGGAACAACGCUUGUGGGUGUUGGGCCUAGUAUAGCCAUUAGCUUUUCUGCAUAUGAAUCUUUGAGAUCUUAUUGGAUGUCAAACAGGCCUCAUGAUUCUCCUGUAGUGGUCAGUCUAGCUUGUGGAAGUCUUUCAGGCAUAGCAUCUUCAACAGCUACGUUUCCAUUGGAUCUGGUGAGGAGAAGGAAGCAGCUAGAAGGCAUUGGUGGGAGAGCGGUUGUGUACAAGACAGGUUUGUUGGGAACAUUGAAGCGUAUUGUUAAGACAGAAGGAGUGAGAGGUUUGUACAGAGGGAUUCUUCCGGAGUACUACAAAGUGGUUCCUGGUGUUGGGAUUUGCUUCAUGACAUACGAGACACUCAAGCUUUACUUCAUGGAUCUUUCCUCAAAGCUAUAGACAGGGUUUUAUGUUGUAGAAUUCUUAGGUCUAUUUUUGGUGAAAGGUCAAAACUGUAAAAGCAGAGGAUGGAGGAUAAUAUACGAAACUGUAGUAGAAAAUUUAUAUGUAUUUUUGGUUAUAUCCAGUGAGUUUUUUUUAACAUGUUACAGUCCUAGUUAAUAGUCCAUGUCAUCAACAAACACUGUGCUUUUUGUUGAAUUUUUUGCAAAGGAUAUGAUGUUUUUUUUACCAGAAGGGAUAAAGUAUAUGAUAUGAGUUGUUUGAUC
Brassica napus (rape) is the source of this 1514-nucleotide messenger RNA. Its product is annotated as mitochondrial substrate carrier family protein B. Lineage: Eukaryota; Viridiplantae; Streptophyta; Magnoliopsida; Brassicales; Brassicaceae. Gene Ontology annotation, biological process: transmembrane transport. The coding region runs from base 238 to 1245 and encodes 335 amino acids. The transcript is spliced from 7 exons. The record is from RefSeq and is a predicted model, not a curated record.